UUAUAUUUUUCUUUCAAUUCAAUACAUUUAUAUGAAUCAACGAAGAACAUUUAAUUAUGUGGUUCGAGAAUUUAUUAAUUAUGUCCUUUGUUAAGUCCAUGCAAAUGAAACAAAGAAAAACCUAAACAGACGUUCCUACGAUACUUUACAAAACAGGCCAUCACUGAAAUCACAAUUUUUGAGUUUGUUUCUUCCUAACCUGAUUUUUUUGACGUAUACAAAUAUUAAAUAUUGUAACCCAAAAUAAAAAUACGUUAAAAACUAAUUAAAACAAUCUUCAUAUGCAAUUAAAUUAAUUGUUAUGCAAAUAAAGAUAUAAUUGUGAUAUCUAUAUAAAGAAUGUGUAGAUACAAUUUAUAUACUUUCGACUCAGUAGUUGUUUGUACAGUUUGUAGAUGGAUUAGAUAAAAACAUAUUUUUAUUUUAUAUCAAAAUUUUAUACUUGAAUGAUUUUAAAAAGUUUUCUAAACGUCCGCAACAAAUAUUUAUAUCAAAUGAGUACCUGGAGAGAAGCUGCGUCUGAAAUUAAAACGUUUGUAUUUUUGGAUCUUGAAUCAACAGGUCUGCCCUUAUAUGAAAAUAACAAAACAAGAAUAACUGAGCUCUGUUUAACUGCAAUACAAGCUGAACAUAUUCGUUUGGGAGUUUUUCCACGUGUACAGAAUAAAUUAAACUUGUGUUUCAAUCCUUGCAAAUUGAUUUCCGCAGAUGCUGAAAAAAUUACAGGACUUUCAAAUUUUCUUCUCGAAAAUACCAAAGCAUUUUCUCAAGAAACUGUGUCAUCAAUAAAUAAAUUUUUAAAUCAUAAUCCACAACCUGUAUGUUUGGUAGCUCAUAAUGGUCUCAAAUUUGACUAUCCUCUUCUCAAACGAGAAGUAGAUUUAACCAAAGAAUCUCUUGAUGACAAUGUUUUGUGUGUCGAUACUUUGGUAGCAUUUCGAGAAAUUGAAGAACAACAAAAUAACAAAAAUGCCGAAAAAAGACGAUCUAGCUCGGUGGUAGCUGGUGGUGAAGAUGCAGUUGAUGCAACACGGAGUAAAGUACCAGUUGAGUUUACCGCUAGUUAUGAUAGGCUUUUGGUUACAGCCUGUGAAACAAUUGCAGAUGAUAAACCUUUAUUUAGUGCUGAAUCACAAAUAAAAAACGAAACUACACCACAGAAACAAAUCAUUACAAAUCGUAGUCUUCUAGGUAUUCCACAGGAAUCGACUGUUGGUCAAACCAUAAAAAUUUUAGAUUUUAGUGUUGAAUCAAAAACAAAGAAUGAAACUACACCUCAGGAACAAAUUGUCACAAGUAGUAACCUUCCACCUAAUCCAAAGAAACCCAAGAUAGUUGAACCCAGAAAAAAAUUAGAUUAUGGUAUUAGUUAUAAACUGGGAGACGUGUUUUCUCGUCUUACCAAGAAGGCUCCGAUCAAUUCUCAUCAAGCGGAUGGAGACGUCCAAAUGUUGAUCAUGUGUGCAGCAACCUUAGGUGAUUCUUUCGUCGAUUGGUGUAAUCAGAAUGCUAAGAAAUUUUGUGAUAUUCCUGCGAUGGUACCUGGAAAGAAAAUAGGAACAUAAUAAACACUACAUCGCUCGUCCGAAAGAAAAGUGUCACAACUCAAAAAACAAGUUUUUCAGGAGAGACAAAAAUGCAUUUUGUAGAUCUUAAUUUAACUGUAAGUUUUAACCCUUUCAGACCUGACCUUUUUUUGUUUUUUCUAUUGAAUCUUCAUAACGGAAGAUUGUAAUAGUCUAAAGUUACAUUUUUGACAUUUUUGUUUAAUAGGUAGUCAUUUGACAGAAUGUCCAUUGUAAUGGACAUUGGGACUAUAACAAGAAUUUAGGGUAGUCACAUACGAUUUUUUUUAAUAUAUUAUAUAAAUAUCAAGUAAAUGUUAAUUAAUUUAAAUUUAUGAGUUUUCCCUUUACAACCAACAUUUUUGCAUCUGGAUGCUCCCUUUUUGUUGCCGUUAUCUGGUAAAUGAUCUAUUUUAUCUAUGCGUAUUUCCUUCAAUGGUCUAAUUUGAACUCUUGGUCGUUUUGGAAUGUGAGGAGAAUUCUAGGUUGAUAUUUUGGGACGACCAGUGCUUCUUUUUAUGGGUUUUCCCACUUCAAUUAGAUUGAUCUCUCUGAUUGAUCUUCAAUUUGAGACAGCACGUUCAGAUAAUUGUUCUAAUUCAUCAUCAUCAUAUAAAGAGGACAUGAAAAUCUCUUGAUCUUUUGGAUUAUCCGAAAUAAACCGUGAAACAAAAAUAUCAAUAUAGACCUGUUGUUCAUUGCAAUGGACAUCAUAUUUUAAUGCUUGUUAUCAACAAAAAACAACAAUAAGUUAUCUAUGUUGACACAGUAGUACAUAAAUUGAUAUGUCUACUAUUGUAUAAAAUAAUAUUUGGUUACAUAUAAUAAAUUUACAACUUGAAGAAACAUGAUAUUUACUUACGGUUUCCAGGUAUCGUAAAUUCGUCAGAUAUGCUCGCUAAGAGCGGUUCCAGACCCGUCGGCUGGAGAAAGAGGAGGUGGGUUUAGUCGGUAGGCGGCCCGUGAUAUAGAUAGGGCGGGCCGAAUCCGACACACCUAGGACACUUUCCCAGACGGUCUUAAGAAGAUUCUCACCUCCCAAAAAAAGGUAUCGUAAAUUCGCCAUGUCACACUAUCUUUAACAGCACUUAACUUGGCUAUGAUUCAAACUAAACUAACAAGUGUUGUUUAUAGUGUUAACUGAGAUAUGCAAAAUAAAAAAUAUGUAGUUGUCAGCAAUUUACAGGAGUUUAAUUUUGUUAUACGGUUUACGUAAAUGUAUGUCCAUUGCAAUGGACACCAGGUCUGAAAGGGUUUUAAACAGCAACUGGUAAAAUUUAUAAAUUAAAAACGAAGAAUAUAGAUAAGUGAAUGUUAUGUAAGAAGCAAAACCAAAACAACUAUAAUCAACUAUUUUUAAUGGGAAUAAGCCACAAUUUUACCAAAAUAUAGAUAUACAAUAAGUAUUACAUACGAGUUAGUACAAAUUUUAUAUUUUAGUAUUACUUAUUGUAUAUCUAUGUAAUAUUAAUAUUAUUUAUAAUUUAAACAUAUUAAAGUCAGAAUUUGGUAUUAGUUUUCUUGAAGGUAGAUUAAAUGUAAGACCAAAUACUUACGAUGUCGGGAUAGUAUCACGAGGUUUUUUCUGGUUUUCCCUCGUGAUUUACUAUGGAAUCUCUAACGCGAGAAUUUUACUGUCAUCGUUGCAUUUGGUUGCCUUUUUAAAGACAGAUCACAUGCUAUGAUUUUUUUGUGACGGAUAUUCUUGAGUUGGGAUUGAUUUCAUGUAAUCGAGUGAACUAUCUUUUAGUAAAGUCGUCCCAGGAACGCAACUCAUAAAUAUUGGCGAUAUCAUUUUAAAGUCUUCUACUUUAAAAUGUAUAAAAUACGUCUGAGUUGCCAAUAUAAAUGAGUCAGAUUAAAUAAAUUAUUAGAAUUUUUUUACUUAGCAACAACAUUUUUGUUUAUUUUAGUAGUAUUUUGUAUUUUGACAACGAAACCCGAUUUGGGCUUCGAAACGUUAAUAAAAUCAUUUUUUUGGUAAAAUUGUGGCUUAUUCCCAUUGAUUAUAAAAAUGCCACAAGGAAAUAGCUUCAGAACAACAUUAACAAAACAACUAUGAUAUCUGAUUUAACAAAGAAAAAAGGUCAACAUUCUGAGUUAUGUAUGUCACUUUUUUUUUAAAUAUUGGUCGCUUUUUUAAACAUUAGCGAACAAUACCGAGGACACUUCUCGAAAUACAACGGUUUUCGUGAUAAAUAUCAAUACGUUCACGUCGAACGUUAUAGCAUAACUUAAAAAGUGUCAUUGUUCUUGAAUAAAGAUAUUCAUUUUACCUAAAUGAAUAAUGACACUACCGACAUCUUACGAAAGUAAACAUCUAUGUGACACUUUUCCUGGUAAAAGGAUUCUCUGAGUCAAUUUAACAAGAUAACUGGAGUUAUGGAUUUUUUGAGUUGUGUCACUUUUCUUCCGAACGAGCGAUAUAUGUUUUUUUAAUUAUAUUUGAUGUACAUAGGCGUAACCAGGAUAAUCCUAAGGGGUGGGGGGGUUACAACUACUGGAAAGGGUGGGGUUACAACUACUGGAAGGUCUCCGAGGGGUAUGGUGUUAAGCGUAUAGAGCUCAAAGUACAUCCCAAUGGGGGGGGGUUAUAACCCCCAAACGCCCCUGGUUACGCCUAUGUUGAUGUAUAUAUUUAAAAACUUAAAAAGUAUUUUAUGGAUAUACAAAUUGUAGUCAUAUUAUUUUUACAACAAUUUUGCACAAGACUUUUUUUAUUUAUGUUAAUAAGUGACAUGUAAUGAUUAGUUCUAUUAGUAUAUUUAUAGACUUAAAAAGUAUUUUAUGGAUAUAUAGAUUGUAGUCAUAUUACUAGUACAAAAAUUUUGCACAAGACUUUUUAUAUUUAUUUUAAUAAAUGACAUAUAUGUGAU
Molecule: messenger RNA, 4441 nt
Organism: Diabrotica virgifera virgifera (western corn rootworm)
Lineage: Eukaryota; Metazoa; Arthropoda; Insecta; Coleoptera; Chrysomelidae
Exons: 4
Coding region: 447-1565 (372 amino acids)
Biological process (GO): DNA catabolic process
Cellular component (GO): cytoplasm
Molecular function (GO): 3'-5'-DNA exonuclease activity; nucleic acid binding
Source: RefSeq, a predicted model, not a curated record